Molecule: messenger RNA, 1131 nt
Organism: Zea mays
Lineage: Eukaryota; Viridiplantae; Streptophyta; Magnoliopsida; Poales; Poaceae
Product: safener induced 1
Exons: 8
Coding region: 117-947 (276 amino acids)
Biological process (GO): protein glutathionylation
Molecular function (GO): glutathione transferase activity
Source: RefSeq, a predicted model, not a curated record
AAGCCAUCACUAAAACACCACGCGUAUAAAUACCCGGACCAAUCAGCCAUGCCGGCAGCCGGCGUCGCGUUUCCAACAGGCCAGUCCCCUCCCACUCCCAGUCCCAUCUCGACGACAUGGCCGCAGCCGCAGGGCCAUCAAGCUCUGUGAAGGAGACGCUCCCGCCGGCCCUCGGCUCCACCUCCCAGCCACCUCCCGUCUUCGAUGGCACCACCAGGCUGUACAUCUGCUACUUCUGCCCGUUCGCUCAGCGCGCCUGGGUCACCAGGAACUUGAAGGGUUUGCAGGACAAGAUGGAGCUGGUGGCCAUCGAUCUGCAGGACAAACCGGCUUGGUACAAGGACAAGGUUUACGCACAGGGCACGGUGCCUUCCCUGGAGCACGACAGCGAGGUCAGGGGCGAGAGCUUGGACCUGAUCAGGUACAUCGACAGCAACUUUGACGGCCCCGCGCUGCUCCCAGAGGAUGCUGCGAAGAGGCAGUUUGCUGACGAACUGUUCGCGUCUGCCAACGCGUUCACCAAAGCCCUCUACUCGCCGUUGCUGUCCCACGCGGCCGUGUCAGACGAAGUUGUUGCGGCUCUGGAUAAACUCGAAGCUGACCUAUCCAAGUUCGACGACGGGCCCUUCUUCCUAGGCCAAUUCAGCUUGGUACCUCGCUGCAUUCUUCCCGGCCUGAAACGUGGUUUGAUCGCCCAAGAUAUUUUUUUUACUCUUUCUAAUAACAAUAUGCUCGACCCCCCUUUUCAGGCGGAUGUAGCGUACGUUACGAUUCUGGAAAGGGUUCAGAUAUACUAUUCCCAUCUUAGGAACUACGACAUCGCCCAAGGCAGGUCCAACCUACAGGAAUUCAUCGACGAGAUGAACAAGAUCGAAGCGUAUGCGCAGACCAAGAACGAUCCUCUGUUCUUGCUUGAUCUUGCCAAGAACCAUCUUAAGAUUGCCUGAAGAUGUGACAAAGCAGCCUUAGUCCGUUGAUCGGUGGAAGACCACUCGUCAGUGUUGAGUUGAGUGUUUGAUCAAUAAAAUACGGCAUGCUGUAAGGGUUGUUUUACGCUAUUGAUAAUACACUGUACUGUUCAGCUGUUGAACUCUAUUUCUUAGCCAUGCCAAGUGCUUUUCUUAUUUUGAA